CGUUGCAUUUCGUGGCUGUAUUUAAAAUAUGCGAACAUUGUGAUCAAUACAACGUAUUCAGGUCAGGUCUGGUAUUAACAACAUUAACUGCGUAACACCUGGGAUGUUUUCUUGAAGCGCAUGCAGUGACACUUAUUUACUUUACUUAAGGUCGUGUCCUAGAUUUACACUCGGAUAUACAACAUAGCGUCUUGACCUGAUGCUCGGCGUGUUGGUAUAAAUAUCGUGUUGGUUGUAUUACGGUUGAUAACGCUGUUUGUAUUCUGGCCACAUAUCUGUCGGAUGCACUGCCAAUAUGGAGGACGGUGGAAGUAGAACUACUGACGGUGUAGGUUAUCAAUUCGAAGAUAACUUCAAGGUGACAAAAGAAAUUAAAGAAGACUUCUCCAAGGAGGGAUUUAUAAUCAUAAGGAAACUGUUGGAUUCUGAAGAAGUCACUAAGCUGAGGAACGCGCUGGAAAACGACCAAGGUCUGAAGGAGAAUAAUUAUGCCAGAGAUGACGGCGAGGGGCGGAGGACAAAGGUCACACUGUGGAAUCAUCCCGGAAAUGACGUCACUGGAAUUAUUUCUAGGAGUGAAAAAGUGGCGGGAACUAUGGAAGAGCUGCUGGGAGGGGAGGUGUACCACUACCACGCCAAGGUAAUCAUGAAGGAACCUUUCACUGGAGGGGCACACAUCUGGCACCAAGACUACGGAUAUUGGUAUGAGAACGGCUGUCUGUUUCCGGACAUGGGCACUGUGUGGGUGGCUAUAGACAGAGCUGACAUGUCUAACGGCUGUCUGAAGAUCUUGCCGCGCUCGCACCUGGCAGGUAGGAUAAAUCACGUGCCAAUAGGAGACCAAGUCGGGGCAGAUUUAAAAAGAGUGGAAGAGCUGUCCAAAGUCUUGCCGCUGACCUAUGUCCAGCUUGACCCCGGAGACGCCCUUUUCUUUCACUCCAACAUUUUGCAUAGAAGUGACCAAAACAACAGCCCAAACAGACGCUGGGCGUUUCUUGUGUCUUUCAACCGCGCCUCUAACAACCCUGUGUAUGAUCAUCAUCAUCCAAAAUACACACCGCUGAAGAAGGUCCCGAACAGUGCCAUCAAGUCGUGUGACAUCAAGACGACAACUGACGGGAAAGAUUUCUUCCACGGACCCAAGGAUGACUUCUCGCUGAAGCAAGUCAAAAAAGCAAAAUUGGAGGCCUGAAAACACGGCGGAAAUCCAUCAGAUUUCUUGUAGAUAGCUUGAAGUUUAAAUUAGUAUUUUGCAAAUAAAAAACAAUCCGUUUUGGUUCACUGGCACAAGUCAAAGAACAAUACUGGCGGCAAGUAAUAAAACACACUUAAAAUGCAAAUUAUUUUUCGAGGGUGGCUGAAUUUUUGACUAAUUUUUUUGACAAAGCUGUUUUAACAGAUAUGGUAUCGGCAUAUGCAUCUUCUGGUACAUUACAUCUUGCCUGUUAUGAAUUAUUUUUCAAUAGCUUUAGACUAUUACGUUUAGAACAGAGAAGGCGGAAUGGAGUCCGUCUUAGGUAAAAAAAGUUUUCUUUUAUUUUCUCGUACACGUGUACAGUAUGUAUCCAUAGCAUUCAAGUUGAUGCUCACAACUCACACUGCUGAAAGGUAUAUCCCAGAGCUUUCUGUCUCAACCUGCAUGCUGUAUAGACCGGAGUUCUCUGUUCAAUUUAGUUGAUGAUGCAAUUCUAAGGCGGGAACUGGACAAGAUCCACCCCUAUCUGUUGUCUCAUGUAUAUACUAGAAACUAUAGCAACAUUUCUAUUUGAAAAAAAAAA
Messenger RNA from Lingula anatina, 1778 nucleotides. RefSeq lists its product as uncharacterized. The record is from RefSeq and is a predicted model, not a curated record. NCBI's taxonomy places the organism in Eukaryota, Metazoa, Brachiopoda, Lingulata, Lingulida, Lingulidae.